This is a messenger RNA of Laccaria bicolor S238N-H82, 198 nucleotides long. RefSeq lists its product as uncharacterized. Lineage: Eukaryota; Fungi; Basidiomycota; Agaricomycetes; Agaricales; Hydnangiaceae. Bases 1 to 198 code for a protein of 65 amino acids. The transcript is spliced from 2 exons. The record is from RefSeq and is a predicted model, not a curated record.
AUGAAUCUCAAUGUCAAAGAUGGCAUUUCACUUCUGUCUUUGAAGGAUCACACUAUGCCAUCCUAUAUUCAUACAAUGCCCACUCAACCACUCAGCACAACGACACAAACACCUCGCAGAAACAGUGCAGGUGACUUUGUCAACUCAAUAAUCGAGGGUCAUGUAGUGUUUGAAAAGAUUGGCGCUCUUGAGAGCUGA